Molecule: messenger RNA, 883 nt
Organism: Moneuplotes crassus
Lineage: Eukaryota; Ciliophora; Spirotrichea; Euplotida; Euplotidae
Source: the annotation of a GenBank genome assembly
AAUCGAUCUUUCAAAUGGAUAAGUCAGAAAUAAGUGAGAAAGAAAAACCAAAGUUAAUCAUAGAUCUCAAAGCAGAGGAGUGGGGGCCAGGGAUAGUGCUUAUGAAAUUAUCCGAACUCUUACCUUAUGUUCCAGGUGCUUCUCAAUAUACUGAUACAAUUUCUCUAAAUACUGAUAUCAGAAUAACGAAAAAUAACAUUUAUGUUCAAGACAUUGUUGAUCCUAAACUUAAGAAAACAUUGGGCAUCUUACAUUCUAUGGGGAUGUUUAAGAAAUUUAUCAAAAGAAGCUUUUCAGUGGGAAAGAGAGAAGCCCAAAAGUAAAUCAGUAAAAACUCAAGCUCCAUCUCCAGAGCAUCAAGGAAAACAACCUUGUUUAAACUUUCUCGUAUGAAGAUGUGAAUUAGGAGAUGAGUGUGAUAAGCUACAUCCAAGUAUCAUCAAAGAACUCUCUCAAAGGGAUAAUUCCACAGAAGAUAAAGAGUGUUGACUCUGCCAUCAAAUGAUACUAGAAAAUAAUAGGAAAUUUGCGCUACUUCAAAGAUGAGACCAUAUAUUUUGUCAGAAAUGAGUUAAAGAAAAUUGGGAUAAUUGGAAGGGACCUAGACCUAAUAGUACACUUCUGAAAAACACCAGAGAAUGUCCUCAAUGUCAUAAUUUUACCUUCAUGGUGAUUAUUAGUGAAGUAUACUACCCCCAAUCAUUCAGCAAGUCACUUCUAAUAUACGAGCACAAGCAUUACCUAAGACGAAUCCCUUGUAGAAAAUUUCACUCAGACAAGAGCAAAUGCUCUGAAGAAGACUAUUGUCCAUUUAAACACUAAUCCCUCAUCAUUCUCCUGCUCCGAAGCGCGGAGCCUAAAAUCUCGCCAAGUCUCCUAUAUU